This is a messenger RNA of Papaver somniferum (opium poppy), 1138 nucleotides long. RefSeq names its product protein PHLOEM PROTEIN 2-LIKE A1-like. Lineage: Eukaryota; Viridiplantae; Streptophyta; Magnoliopsida; Ranunculales; Papaveraceae. The record is from RefSeq and is a predicted model, not a curated record. The transcript has 3 exons. The coding region runs from base 77 to 979 and encodes 300 amino acids.
AAAUGCAGAGAAACUAAUUAAAACACCAUCCUAGCAGCUGUAUACAUCAUUCGUUCUUAUACACCUAACAGAUAUCAUGGGGGCAAGUGUCUCCGUACCAAAUGAUGAUCCUCAUUAUCCUGCUAAUUCUAAUCAAGCAACUGAAAUCAAAGAGGUCUCGAGUGAGGUCGUGAAAGACAACUUGGCAUCUGACAAUUCAAAAAUUACAAUGAAAAAGAUCAAUAGUAAAACAGAAAUACCUGCAGCCAUAAUUAAGGAAGACAGUCAGACGGCCAAACCAGUUCCACUUUCUGGUAAUCGUAGUGCUAAAACUGUGGGUCCUGAUAAUAAGAAUAGCAAAAAUAAUGAUAAGCUAGCACCGCCACUCCCUCACAAGUACAACUGCAUUAUACAAGAAGCAGAUACGAACAUAAACCAGUCAGAGCUUCACAGUCAUCUGAGCUCUGGGAUCCUCUUGAAUCAAAAGAAACAGAAGUACUGGAUUGACGAUUCAGGUUGCAACUGCUUUAUGUUGUUUCCAAGGAGUCUUGCCAUAACUUGGGCUGAAGACAAGCGGUAUUGGCACUGGCCUUCCGUAAAAGAAUCAUCAACAAGUGAUGAGAUGGCAAUUGAAGUAGCUGAGCUUUUGAAUGUUUGUUGGCUGGAGGCAAAUGGAAAAUUAGACAUAUCAAAACUCACGCCGGGAGUAAAAUACGAUAUUUUAUUUGUAGUAAUGUUGAAAAAUUCAGCUUAUGGAUGGGAAGCACCAGUGAACCUUAGACUAGUACACCCAGAUGGAAAGAUACAACAACGCGAAGAGAAUUUACAAGUCAAGCCAAAGUCACAGUGGAUAGAACUUCACGUUGGUGAAUUUCCAACACCACCACAACCUGAUGAUAAACAAGAAAAAGAAAUUCAAUUCUCUUUGUUUGAAUACGAAGAUGGAAAAUGGAAACGGGGGCUCGUCAUCAAAGGAGUCAUUCUUCGACCUAAGAAAUAAAUAGGUUCGUAGACUAUUCAUGUAACCAGGCGAUGACAUGUUCUAGUAGCAAUAACACUUUCACGUGUAAAGAAAUACUUUACAUGAUGGUGUAAUCCAGUGCUUUGUAAGGAGUUAUCCAAUUAAUAAGAUCAUGGAAUGAUUUCAACUACCUGUCAA